AUGAAGAUCCAACCGACUACUCAGUUUACGAAUGUCCUGGUUUGGCACCGACCGGUAAUCUGGAAAUCAGCAACCCACUAUUCGAGGCUAGCAGGGAAAAUGGAAAAAUAUUAAAUGGAAAGAGUCGUGGCGAAGAAAAUGACGAUAAAGCUAGUGUCAAAGAAUAG
Molecule: messenger RNA, 167 nt
Organism: Soboliphyme baturini
Lineage: Eukaryota; Metazoa; Nematoda; Enoplea; Dioctophymatida; Soboliphymatidae
Source: the annotation of a GenBank genome assembly